This is a messenger RNA of Selaginella moellendorffii, 1863 nucleotides long. Its product is annotated as asparagine synthetase [glutamine-hydrolyzing] 2. The record is from RefSeq and is a predicted model, not a curated record. Gene Ontology annotation, molecular function: asparagine synthase (glutamine-hydrolyzing) activity. The coding region runs from base 37 to 1782 and encodes 581 amino acids. NCBI's taxonomy places the organism in Eukaryota, Viridiplantae, Streptophyta, Lycopodiopsida, Selaginellales, Selaginellaceae. The transcript is spliced from 14 exons. Gene Ontology annotation, cellular component: cytosol.
UGUGCUCUUUUGCCCUAGUCAGGGGGAGCGGCAGGAAUGUGUGGGAUUCUAGCGAUUCUCGGCUACCAUGAGGCGCAUCUCCAGCGCAGCAAGGUGCUGGAUCUCUCUCGCAGGUUGAGGCACCGGGGCCCCGAUUGGAGCGGCCUGUAUCAUCACCAGAAUUUCUAUCUUGCUCAUGAGAGGCUGGCGAUCGUCGACCCCGCUUCCGGGGAUCAGCCGCUCUACAAUGAGGACAAGUCGAUCGUCGUUGCGGUUAACGGCGAGGUUUACAACCACGAAGCUCUCAAGGCGUCAAUGGAGCACAACUACAACACGCAGAGCGAUUGCGAAGUCAUUGCCCAUCUGUACGAGGACUUUGGAGAAGACAUGGUCCAGAAGCUAGAUGGGAUGUUCUCCUUUGUGCUCCUCGACACACGAGACAAUAGCUUCAUAGCUGCUCGUGACCCGAUUGGAAUCACGCCUUUGUACUUUGGCUGGGGUUCCGAUGGAUCUGUAUGGUUCGCGUCAGAGAUGAAAGCUCUUGUGGAUGACUGUGAACGGUUUGAAACUUUCCCUCCUGGGCAUUUAUACUCUAGCAAAGCAGGAGGCUUGCGAAGGUGGUAUAAUCCACCUUGGUUUUCUGAGUCGAUUCCGUCCAUGCCUUACAAUCCCUUGGCACUUCGUGAAGCAUUCGAAAAGGCAGUUGUCAAGAGGCUUAUGACAGAUGUUCCAUUCGGGGUGCUACUCUCUGGGGGCCUUGACUCGUCUCUAGUUGCCUCCGUGGCUUCAAGGCACCUAGCUAGUACGAAAGCUGGGAGACAGUGGGGACCCCAGCUUCACACCUUCUGCGUAGGCUUGAAAGGUUCUCCAGAUCUCAAGGCGGCAAAAGAAGUUGCCGAUUACCUUGGAACAAUCCAUCAUGAGUUUUACUUUACAAUUCAGGAAGGUCUAGAUGCACUUCGUGACGUAAUCUAUCACAUUGAGACGUACGACGUGACAACAAUCAGGGCCAGCACCCCGAUGUUUCUAAUGUCACGGAAGAUCAAAGCUCUUGGUGUCAAAAUGGUGCUGUCUGGGGAAGGAUCAGACGAAAUUUUUGGCGGUUACCUUUACUUCCACAAGGCUCCUAACAAGGAAGAAUUCCACCGGGAAACCUGCAGAAAGAUAAAAUCGCUCUAUUUGUACGACUGUUUGAGAGCAAACAAGGCGACAUCUGCAUGGGGUGUGGAAGCAAGGGUUCCAUUUCUAGACAAGGAGUUCGUUGACAUUGCAAUGAGUAUUGAUCCAUCUGAGAAAAUGAUUCGACCUGGCGAAAGGAUAGAAAAGUGGAUUAUGAGACGAGCGUUUGAUGAUGAAGAAAAACCUUAUUUACCGAAGCACAUUUUGUAUCGGCAGAAGGAGCAGUUUAGUGACGGGGUCGGGUAUGGCUGGAUCGAUUCUUUAAAAGCCUUUGCUACAAAGCAGGUGAGCGAUCGUAUGAUGGCAAAUGCUAUGUUCGUCUAUCCUCACAACACCCCACAAACAAAAGAAGCAUACUACUAUCGCAUGCUCUUUGAGAGAGUCUUUCCACAGGAAUCUGCGAGACUGAGUGUUCCUGGCGGCCCGAGCGUGGCAUGUAGCACAGCGGCUGCAGUAGCCUGGGACGAGGCAUGGUCCAAAAACCUGGAUCCAUCGGGAAGAGCUGCCACUGGCGUCCAUGCGGACGCAUACGAGUCAUCAGAGGCACACCCUCAAACCAGCACGGUGGAGGAAAUUAGCAAGGAGCAGCUUAAACUCUGUCCUCAAGUUGUGGUGGCAUCGUGACUGUUUCCUUGUUUUAUAAAUUUGUUCCAAGACAAGCCCAAAUGGUAAUACUUUAGUAAAUUUAUUUAUUACCUUAAACUA